Molecule: messenger RNA, 1965 nt
Organism: Trichosporon asahii var. asahii CBS 2479
Lineage: Eukaryota; Fungi; Basidiomycota; Tremellomycetes; Trichosporonales; Trichosporonaceae
Exons: 5
Coding region: 1-1965 (654 amino acids)
Source: RefSeq, a predicted model, not a curated record
AUGCCCAAGGCUACCAAGAAGAAGAAGGAGAAGGUCGAGGACUUUAAACUCAAGCUUGGCAAGGGCAAGAAGCAGGCAUCAAAUGCGACCGACACAUCCUUCAAGGCGCGAUGCUUGACGCUUGACGAUGUGCUCAUCCAAAUGCGGCACGUGAACGCCGGUGUGAGGAAGGAGUCUCUGAACCACCUGAGAGAAGUUCUGCAGGCUGGCGUGCGGCUAGGUAUUAACUUUGGAGAUCGACACGGUGAGGUCUCCAAGGUUGUGAGGGCUAUCGGAGGCAUGGUGACGGAUGACGCGUUGCACGGCUUCAUCGAGUGGUACAUCGCCCGCCUCCCUCGGACAACAUUGGUCCCUUACCUUCCGUUGCUGGAGCUGCAGAUCGCCUCGGCGCUCAGUCAUAUCUACCCCGCUGUGCGAUUAGAUGCGUGCAAGGUGGUCGAGAUCCUACUGGACACGCACCCGGCUGAGGUGAUCGGGUCGUGGCCGGCACCGAGUGUGAGCAGCAGUGUUGCGGGAUCAGGAUCAGGAUCGACGAUUUUCGAGGGACUGCGACUGGCUGCUGGCCUCGGAGGAGAGAAGGGGGCGAGCACGCAGGGCGGCUUCCGGUUAACGGCGGGCAGCAAACUGGUCAUCCUCCGUGCGAUCCGGACAUUCAUCGCGAAGGCGCUGGAGCCGUUGCUUGCUGCUCCGGAACUGAGCCAUCCGGAGCCGAAGCUUGGCGAGUUCACUCUCCAGAAACUCGAGGUGCUCAGCGCUGCUGGACCGUGGAGCUUGGGCGAGUACGACUGGGCAACGCAGUGGGAAGAGCCGGAUACGAGCUCCGCGGGCGACAUUGCGUCGCCCGAGGCCCUCAACGAGAUUUCUCGAACGUACCUGUCUCUUCACUCCCUGCUGGUCGCAACGUUUAUGGAGGCUGCGCCGAGCGCCUUCUCUGUCUCAUCCACGGCGACGACGGACCAGGUUGCCCUCGAUCUGUGCAGCGUGUGUGUCGACCUCGUGACUGUCUGCGCUCGUGCGCUGCUCGGACAGGCCGACUUCGCCUCCCUGGAUAGUGCAAAGGAGCUCCGCUCCGCCUUCAGCGAGUUCCUUAAGCGCAUGGCUGCGUACUUCCCCUUCGGACGUGGAGAGGGAGCGGCGUCAGCGGCGUCCGACGCCGUGUUCGGCAUGUCGCUGAACUACGCCAAGCUGGCUGUUGCGCUCGCGCCCGUUCCGCCAGCAAUCGCGCCUCAGCCCGUGUGGAAGCGUCGAGUGCGCGCGAUCGACACCGCCUGGCGCGGCGUCAGCAAUAAGAGCGACCCUGCGCUCGCCGCUGCCGCUGACUGGGUCGCAUCGUGCCUCGAGCCGAGCACGGAUGCGCUCGCCCCGCAGCUGUCGCCGACGAGCUACGCCGAGCUGCUUCCCGUCGUUCGAUCCCUGCUCCUUCGCCCAAGUACGGCAGAGCUCGGCACGCAAUUCGUGCACGCGGUCCUGCGUCAACAGUCAGCCAGCGCAAAGCGGCGCGCUAGCGAUGCCUUCCUCGCCUCCCUCUUCCACACGCACGAGGACCGAUGGGGUACGCUUCCCUUCUUCGUUCCGCUCGGCUCUGGUCUGCGCGCAGGAUUCGCAAAGUGGCUUCAGAGCGUGCCGAAGACGCUCUGGGAGCUCGGCAACAAGGACCAGGAGGCGACGGAGCAGCUGCUCCGCUUCCUCCUCGAUCUGGGGCGGAGGGCACCGAACGGGCUCGAGAAGCCGUACUCCCUCGUCGAGGCUGGGGAGCUCGAAGGUCUCGCUGCCAAGCUUGCACCUUUCUUCUGGGUUGCGCAGCGUAGCAUGCUCGGACCCUGGGGACGAUUGGAUGACGGCACGCAGCGACUUGCGCUCGACGUCGCCCGCGUAUGGGCGCCGAUGGACGAGAGGCUCGGCGCGGCCGUUGCUGAGGCGGUCGAAUCACGCCCGUGGGCAACAGAGUACUGGGCUCGGUCAUAG